Molecule: messenger RNA, 2716 nt
Organism: Thermothielavioides terrestris NRRL 8126
Lineage: Eukaryota; Fungi; Ascomycota; Sordariomycetes; Sordariales; Chaetomiaceae
Exons: 4
Coding region: 622-2382 (586 amino acids)
Biological process (GO): tRNA wobble adenosine to inosine editing
Cellular component (GO): nucleus; cytoplasm
Molecular function (GO): tRNA-specific adenosine-34 deaminase activity
Source: RefSeq, a predicted model, not a curated record
GACUGUGAUUUGCUUUCACUCGUCGAUGGCACGCAACCAAGCGGCAUUGUUUGUACUGUAAAUUCACCCAUCCACACACCUGAGCGAACCUCGGUAUUCCGUACUUCGUGAGCUUAUCGGGGGUUUGAGAACUUCGUUAGUAUCCACAUGUUUUUUUCACUGGUUGACCCACUCUUUCACCCUUUCAAUGUCACAAAUGAUUCUGUCGGUUCUGUGAAUGUUCGAUGCUUCCUGUGUAAUGUAUUUGGACAACGCCUCUUCAGGUUGCCUGUGGGCAUGCAGGCUCCAUUGAAGUCAAGAUUCAGCCUUCUUUUUGAUUCAGCUUACUGUCACCGUGUGCUCGCUACAAGGUCCUCUCUUGGUCCUUAUUUUAUCCCGAACACACGGAGCCUGCUUUGGGCGAAGUUGCACCUUCACUUUCUGGCACGAGCAUUUUCAUCCCGGCAUCACUCGUACCAGCAUUAUUUGACGGAAGUAUCUGCUCUUUAUUUUGAGCAGUUGCCUGCUUUUGCUUUUAUUCUUAUUCGCCGCGGCUGGAUCAGCUGCGACUUCAUUGGAGGUGGUCGUCCGGGGGCAAGAGUUGAGGUUCAAAGAGGUUCGACAGGCUGCUGGUGGUCAAAAAUGGCAGGCACGCUCUUCCUUAAAGCCAUCUCGGCCACCGGCCUCAAAAUCGCUGCGUUUCUGCAGUCGCUCUUUCUGUUUCCUGUCAACACCCUUCUGCAAGUUGUGGACCUUGUACCCUUCGCUCGACGAACGAGUCAGCCAAUCCUUCCCUGCUCGACUGCUGGCUCCGGCUCGAGCACGCCGCCUUCUUCCCGACAACCCCACGACGACGUUGACGCCGGCGGCCGCCACGCUGCCAGCGAUAUGAUGGCGGCCUCAUCUUCGUCAGCGGCAUCGGACCCAGCCAACCCCAAGACGCCCGUCCCCGGAAUGGCUUCGAUCUCGCCGCCCAACCCUCCUGCCGGGAAGUUGGACUGCUCGCCGACCAAGGCGGAUUCGCCCGCCGCCGACGCCCAGCUGAGCGGCGUGCUGUCGCGCCUGGAGCUCAAUGACAACCGGUCGGCGGCGCCGACGACCCCGCUUCAUGACGGUGUGAACGGCACUGGCGCCGGAGCCGCGCAGAACGGCACGUUCCCCUGCUAUCCGGGCCCCAAUGGCACCGACAGCGCCACUGCGCGGGGCGUGACGCCGGCGCUCCCAGGCUCGCUGGAAUGCUCGGCAGCCCAGACCAGUAAGUCUGAGGAGACGGCAGCGAUGCCCGUGACGACGACGAUUCAGCUCGGUAGCGACACGAUCCAGAUCCAGGCCAAGCACGAGACGCCCGAGCAGGCAGCCGAGAGGGCCAAACAUAGCCGGUUUAUGAGGGAGGCUCUGGAUAUGGCCAGACUUGCUCUCCGAACCAAUGAGACCCCGGUCGGUUGCGUUCUUGUCUACAAGGAGCGGGUCAUCGCGAAAGGCAUGAACGCUACCAACGUCACCCGUAACGGCACAAGGCAUGCCGAGCUCAUGGCUAUAUCCGCCCUGCUGUCCUACUCGUCUUCCGCCGACCUCGAGCCCGCAACGAAUGGCUCUCGUGAGGGGCUAGACACUACCAGGGCGCCUCUUACUGACAAGACCAAUGAGAUGCAGCCCGCCGAAACCAGUACCUGGGGAGACGUCGAUCCACGCGACGGCCACCUCUAUCCUUACGGCCAAAAGCUUCACCCGUCGCCUCGCGUGGACAUAUCGAUCAUCCGAGAGUGUACCCUCUAUGUCACAGUUGAGCCGUGUGUCAUGUGCGCCUCUCUCCUCCGGCAGCUCGGGAUUAAGAAGGUGUAUUUCGGCGCCGUCAACGACAAGUUUGGCGGCACCGGCGGUGUCUUCCGGAUCCACAAGAACUCGCCGCGUUCCAUGGCUUCCGCCCCGCCGACGCCUACACCCCAGAAGGGCAAGGGCCUCGCGAGGCCUGUUCUCGAGCGCCUCCCGGCGUCGACAGACGGCGUUUCGGAUCAGAGGAAUGCGAUGGAAGAUAACAAGGACGAGAACGGCAUCAUUAUUUCUCACAUGGAGUCCGCCAAUCUUCCAGGGGAUGGCGGUAAUAUUGAGCGUGGAUUCGAGGCCGAAGGGGGCUGGGGGCGAGAUGAGGCCGUGACCUUGUUGAGGCAGUUUUAUGUCCAGGAGAACAAUAGGGCUCCCGUCCCGAGGAAGAAGGAAGGCCGAGCCGCCCGCCUGGCGGCAAUGAUGGAGCGCGAUGGUCACGCGGGUGGCCCUAUGAUUGUCGCCAACGCUGUGCCGACGGCUCAGGGCGACUCCGGCUCAAGCACGACCGACGAUCAAGAAUCAAAUAUUGAAGCGACGGCUGAGGACCCUACUGCGGCUGCGGGGGCCCCCGCGGCCUAGCUUGCCCUACGUCGCCACUGCAGCAGGAAGCAGGAGGCGGGAACGCCGGUAGGCUACCAAUGCGGUCAGGGGUUCCCUUGGAUCGGAUUCCAGGCGUUCCCCUCGCCGCCUUUCGCCAUAUUUUGAAACAUGACCAGGCGAAAAUGGGUGGCCGGUUGCCGGUGGGCUGGGCUGCCGCAUGGUUCAAGUCCAUUGGUAGACGCUCGAACCGCGCCCGUUCUCCGUCAGACUGUUGACAGCGGAGAAGAACAGUGGCUCUCGCAUCGACACGAGUUUGGGAAUGUCGUCUUAUCGCAUGACCCUCCUGCUUGUACGCAUAUUUACUGUUCGGCAA